AGGACGACGACAACAUCAUCAUCAGAACGGUGUGCGAUCGGUUCCAUUCCUCCAUAACGGAAUCCAUGGGGGCUUCCGGCGACCUGGCCCUCCUCUCGGUCCGCAGACUUGCGUUGAUGGUUUGUGUAGCCGCGGACACGGAGAUUGAUGGGGUAAUUUGGAGACCCCACGACACCCUGGCUUGCUAUACGAAUAUCGUGCAGCCCUGCCACUUUGACGACUUCGUCCAAGCACCAGGACCGGGUUCUACAACAGGCCCUGAGGAGCAACGUCAGCCGCGCCUGCUAUUCAGCGCAAGGAAGCGCCCCGAAACGGUCAACAUACAGCUGCUCCUUGAGUGGAUGAAUAUCUGUCAAAGAGAUUAUGACUUGAGCUGCUCCGUCGAGGAAGACGAAGACGAAGCCGAGCCCCAGCCACGGUCUCGCACCGAGUGCGUUCUCAUUCUGCCGCCAAACUCGCUCCACAGAAUCGGUAUUGCUAACCCGACAUUCUCGCCCAUGCCCUAGGUUGAUCCGAUUCAUUGAUGUUGACCGAAAUUGUGUCUGCGUCUUGCGAGACAUCGACCUCGCCGGAACCCGGUACUUGGGCCUGAGCUACUGCUGGGGCUGAGAUCAGGAAG
This is a messenger RNA of Lasiosphaeria miniovina, 619 nucleotides long. RefSeq lists its product as uncharacterized. The record is from RefSeq and is a predicted model, not a curated record. NCBI's taxonomy places the organism in Eukaryota, Fungi, Ascomycota, Sordariomycetes, Sordariales, Lasiosphaeriaceae. The transcript has a single exon. Bases 66 to 506 code for a protein of 146 amino acids.